AUAACCGUCGAUGGAAUUUUUUUUUAUCGAAUUUUAUCGUCUCCCUGUCCUCGUCACGGGAGGACUACGUGGAAUUGAAAAAUGACAAAUGCGGGAACACUGAUAAAUCCAGAAAUCAUCGUAAAUCAUGAUAAUAAUCGAGUCAUCCACUGAUUUUCCUCGAUCAUAAGUGAGAGAUUUCCCUGUGGAAUAAUUUGCUCUGACGUUUGUUCUGGGAUUCAGAAUGUCUCUGGAGGAGAACGAAAACACUUGGGUUUUAGAGUUGGAGGCAGCACUAUUAGAUACAGAGGUACCCUCAGCCUCAGAUAUCUACGCAAUAUGCAAGGGUCAGCCAGUGCCGGGGAACCUGCGACCUGAUGUGUGGCAGGCAUGCCUGGACGUCACCGACAGAGGCAAUCAGCUGAUCCACUUCAAUGAGGUAUUUGACCUUGCUGAGCAGAAUACCAUCAGAGAGGACUGCCAACAGCUGGUUGGAAAGCUUGGAAACGAUGACGAGGACAAGGUAUCAGUCGUCUCGGACCUAGAGUCAAUCCUGACAUUCUACUGCAAGAGCAGAGGGAAAACCUAUGAGAGAGGGAAUGGCUGGCUGGAGCUGCUGGGUCCACUGGUGGCUCUCAAGCUGCCUCGUUCAGCCACGUACAACUUAUUUGAGGCCAUAAGAGACGUCUACAUACCCCGAGGCGAGACAAGCAGCGCAGUUCUGAGACUUCUCCUGCUUUACCAUGAGCCAGAAUUGUGCUCUUUCCUGGACACCAAGAGAGUUUCACCGGAUCAAUACACGAAAGGUUGGGUUAACACACUAUUCGCUGGUAUCUGCUCACUACCUGCUGUUUGCACAAUGUGGGACCUCUACUUCAUGCAGGCUGAUCCAUUUUUCAUGAUGUUUUUGUCCCUGAUAAUGGUGAUAAAUGCUAGAGAGCAAAUUCUCAGUAUGAAGGACGAGGACAAGCAGAGCAUUGUGGAGACCCUCUCGGCCAUGCCAUGUGCCCUAGAAGCUGAGGAUGUCACGGAUUUCUGCUCCCUCGCCCAGUACUAUGCCAUGAAAACCCCCAAUUCGUUUAAGCAGGACUUGUACUCCAUAAUGUUUGGUGAGGGAGGUGAUGAGAAAUUCAUUUCCCAUGCUCUGUGUCUCCCUGUGUCAGCACAGGAGCUCGUUGAAAACUCGGUGGAGGCUACGAUGUCAUCUGGAGGAUCUGUGGAAUCUGUCAGGUUUUUUCUGGUGGACUGCAGACCUGCUGAGCAAUACAAUGCUGGACAUCUGCCCACUGCUUUUCAUCUGGACUGCAAUCUCAUGCUGCAGGAGCCAGCGGCCUUUGCCACUGCUGUUCAGGGGCUUCUUCAGGCACAGAGACAGGCCCUUGCGGUUGGAUCCAGUGCUGGAGGGGAACAUCUUUGCUUUCUGGGAAGUGGCAGGCAAGAGGAGGACAGGUAUACUCACAUGGUUGUCGCUUCUUUCCUCCAAAAGCAUACGCAGUAUGUCAGCAUGGUUGCUAAUGGCUAUCAAGCAAUUCACGAAUAUUUUGGGGAUGAGGUUGUGUCGAAUCUGGUGGACCACAACUCCCAACAUUGCUUAGUGUGCAAUGCAAAUCUGUCAGAGGCUAAUUCUAAUGACGCCAGUCCUGUCAAGGUCAAGAAUAAUAAUUCAGAUUUAUUUGGAAAAAUUGGACUGGCAAUGAAGCUGAAGAGCCGAGAGGUCAAGGGAAAGCUCUUUGAUUAUAUCGUCAAUACUUCAGCGAGUGAAACGACGACUGAGAAGAAACCCCCAGAGCCCAGGAGGUCCAGGCACACUGCACCAGUAUUCAGUAUAGACGAUGAUCACGAUCCUGAUGUUGUCAUGAGCACUCCGGAGAGUGAGGAGCCUGUCGAGGUUGUUUCCAUCCAGCAGUGGCUAAAGGAUCCCCAGCUGCUACAUUCCUUCAAGUGCCAGGAGGUCAAGGUUAAUGGAUAUGUUUAUGACAGCCAUCUUCUGGUAACCGACAGUCAUCUAAUAGUUCUUCGAGAGAUCCCAGGGCGUCGAGACGCUGCCCAUGUGAUUGUGAAACGUCCCCUCUCUACAAUCGUCAAAAUAACGUCCCGCAAGCGUCACCCAGACUUGAUUACAUUCAAGUACGGUAGUGCAACCCAGUACAACGAGAAUCCAGUAAUCACUGACAUGGACAGAUUUCUUAUUCCAAAUGCCAGUGAAGCAACUAAAAUGAUAUCUCAGCAAAUUCUUAAACAAUUGCAAAGUUCUGACUAAAGUGAGUGGUUUGACAAUUGAUUUUUUUGAUUUAAAUCGUAACUAAAAAUUUUUUUGAAUUGUUUACACCGGGUACUUACACUUUUCGAUUCACGAGGAUUCUGAAAGAAUUUUUUCAAUAAACGGAGUGAAGUAUUAUACGUCCAUUUAUUGCAAUCAAGUGCCAUUAACUAAUAAAUCAAAGUGAUUUUGGGACGUACUGGAUUUUCAUUUCGAUCACUUGGUCUGUGGAUAGGUAGGAGGAUACAGUUUAUUUCACUUUUUGCAAUUAAAACUAAAUGAAAAAUCGAGCAAUUCUCGACUUCAAAAGUUCAUUAACUCCACGCCUAAAAAAUAAUUAUCGAAUCAA
Messenger RNA from Fopius arisanus, 2588 nucleotides. It is a transcript of the gene TBC1D23, whose product is annotated as TBC1 domain family member 23. The record is from RefSeq and is a predicted model, not a curated record. NCBI's taxonomy places the organism in Eukaryota, Metazoa, Arthropoda, Insecta, Hymenoptera, Braconidae. The transcript is spliced from 4 exons. The coding region runs from base 224 to 2239 and encodes 671 amino acids. Gene Ontology annotation, cellular component: trans-Golgi network. Gene Ontology annotation, biological process: retrograde transport, endosome to Golgi.